AUAUUGUUAAAAAGUGUGAUAAUUUUCCAUACCUAGAUGAAAAAGAUGAAGAGAAUUUGAUACACAACGUAGUGCCACUAUUAUUAAAUAAUGUUAAAAUAGGACUUAUAUACAAGACAACAAUUCCAGCGUUAAAAAAAUAUAAUGAACAACAUCAAAAACCUUGUCCAUUCAUCAUUGAAGAGACGUUUGUUACAUUUGCAUCGCACUUGAAUACAUUUGAGGAACUAACGCAAGCAAUAAAAAAACUUUUGGAA
This is a messenger RNA of Racocetra persica, 257 nucleotides long. Lineage: Eukaryota; Fungi; Glomeromycota; Glomeromycetes; Diversisporales; Gigasporaceae. The record is from the annotation of a GenBank genome assembly.